Molecule: messenger RNA, 2085 nt
Organism: Macrobrachium nipponense
Lineage: Eukaryota; Metazoa; Arthropoda; Malacostraca; Decapoda; Palaemonidae
Product: collagen alpha-2(I) chain-like
Exons: 3
Coding region: 1-2085 (694 amino acids)
Source: RefSeq, a predicted model, not a curated record
AUGCAGGCCUGCGGGCAGCCUGGUGCGGGCAGCGGCGCGGGCCCCAAGGUCAGCCCAGCAGGCCUGGUGCAGGCAGGCGGGCGGGGCCACAAGGUCGCCCCAGCAGGCCUGGUGGCAGGCAGGCGGGCGGGCCACAAGGUUCAGCGUAACAGGGCCUGGUGCAGGCAGGCGGGGGCGGGCCACAAGGUCUGCCCAGCAGGCCUGGUGCAGGCAGGCGGGCAGGCCACAAGUCUGCCCAGCAGGCCGCCUGCUGCGGCAGGCCUGGUGCGGGCAGGCGGGGCGGGCCACAAGGGUCAGCCCCAGCAGGCCUGUUGCAGGCAGGCGGGCGGGCCCACAAGGCAGUCAGCCCGCAGGGCCUGGUGCAGGCAGGCGGCGGGCCACAAGGUCAGCGUAGCAGGCCUGGUGCAGGCAGGGUGGCAGGCCACAAGGUCUGCCCAGAAGGCCUGGUGCAGGCAGGGUGGCAGUCCACAAGGUCUGCCCAGAAGGCCUGGUGCAGGCAGGCGGGCAGGCCACAAGGUCUGGCCCAGCAGGCCUGGUGCAGGCAAGGCUGGGCGGGCCACAAAGUCAGCCCAGCAGGCCUGGUGUAGGCAGGCGGGCGUGCCACAAGGUCUGCCACCAGGCCCUGGUGCAGGCAGGCGGGCGGGCCACAAGGCGGGCGGGCCACAAGGUCUGCCCAGCAGGCCUGGUGCGGCAGGCCUGGUGCGGCCAGGCCCUGUGCGGGCAGGCGGGCAGGCCACAAGGUCCUGCCCCAGCAGGCCUGGUGCAGCAGGCCUGGUGCAGGCAGGUCGCGGGCCGGGCCACAAGGUCCUGCCCAGAAGGCCUGGUGCAGCAGGCCUGGGUGCAGGCAGGCGGGCGGGACACAAGGUCUGCCCAGCAGCCUGGUGCAGGCAGGCGGGCGGGCCACAAGGUCUGCCAGCAGGCCUGGUGCAGGCAGGGCGCGGGGCCACAAGGUCUGCCCAGCAGGCCUGGUGCGGCAGGCCUGGUGUGGGCAGGCGGGGGGCAACCAAGGUUCUGCCAAGCAGGCCCGUGCAGGCAGGCGGGCGGGCACAAGGUCAAUGCCAGGUAGGCCUGGUGGGGCGGCAGGAGGGCGGGCCCCACAAGGUCCGCCAAGCAGGCCCGGUCGCAGUCGUCGUGCGGGCCACAAGGUCUGCCCACAGGCCUGGUGCCCAAGGUAGGUCUGCAGGCAAAAGGGCCUGGUGGCAAGGUAGGCCGGGGCAAGCCCACCAAGUCUGGCCCUCAGGGCCUGGUGCAGGGCAGGGCGGGGCGGGCCACAAGGUCUGCCCAGCAGGCCUGGUCUGGCAGGCGGGCCGGGCAAGGUCGCCCAAGGCAGGCUGGCCUGCAGGCAGGCGGGCGGGCCACAAGGUCUGCCCAGCAGGGCCUGUGCAGGCAGGCGGCGGGCGGGGCUCCCACAGGUCUGCCCAAGCAGGCCUGGUGCGCAGGCCUGGUGCGGCAGCUUGGUGUGGGCAGGCGGGCGGGCCACAAGGUCUGCCAAGCAGGCCCGGUGCAGGCAGGCGGGCGGGCCACAAGGCGGGCAGGCCACAAGGUCCUGGCCCAUCAGGCCUGGUGCAGGCAGGCGGCGGGCGGGCCACAAGGUCUGCCCAGCAGGCCUGGUGCUGGCAGGCAGGGCGGGCCAACAAGGUCUGCCCAGCAGGCCUGGUGCAGGGCAGGCGGGGGGCGGGCCACAAGGUCUGCCAGCAGGCCUGGUGCAGGCAGGCAGGCGGGCCACAAGGUGCCCAGCCCAGGAGGCCUGGUGCAGGCAGGCGGGCGGGCCACAAGGUCUGCCCAGCAGGCCUGGUGCAGGGCAGGCAGGCGGCCAGAAGGUCUGCCAAGCAGGCCUUGUGCGGGCAUGGCGGGCGGGCCUCAAGGUCUGCCCAAGCAGGCGUGGCUCGGGCAGGCGGGCUAGGCCACAUGGUUGCUAACCAGGCACGCACCAGAAGUUCUGCCAAGCAGGCCCGGUGCGGGGCAGGCAGGGCGGGCCAGAAGGUCUGCCAAGCAGGCCUUGUGCGGGCAGGCGGGGCGGGCCUCAAGGUCUCGCCAAGCAUGGUGUGGCUCGGGCAGGCGGGGGCAGGCCACAUGGUCUGCUAA